Molecule: messenger RNA, 2704 nt
Organism: Adelges cooleyi (spruce gall adelgid)
Lineage: Eukaryota; Metazoa; Arthropoda; Insecta; Hemiptera; Adelgidae
Exons: 2
Coding region: 706-1386 (226 amino acids)
Source: RefSeq, a predicted model, not a curated record
GACUGUUGUUAACCAUCUUAUCGCGACGUUCGGUCCGCGGCAGUGGUCUACCAUCAUUGUUCGAUCGAUCCGCGCGCCAGAAGUGACCACAUAGUAACACUGACCGUAUUGUUAUAAAUAUUAAUUAUCGAUAUUUAUAUAUAUAUAUAUAUAUAUAUAUAUAAAUAUAAUUUAUUAUUAUUAUUAUUUAUAUAUAUAUAUAUAUUUUACAUAAAGAUUAGUAGCGCACGUCAUUCCGUCGGCCUAUAGAAAUAUUUUCAUAUUACGAAAAAAACAUUUAUUUCGCACGCGAUCACGAUAUUAUUGGUAUAGUAGCAAUAAUAAUAAUAAUAAUAAUAAUUAGUUGCUAUUGUUAAAUAAUUAACGCGAGUCGUUGUUUGCCGCCGCCGUGUUGUUGUUAUUAUUUUUUCUAUUUUAAUAAUAAUAAUACAUUGUGCCGUAUCGACGGACGGCUGUCGCCGGAGGAGUGCUCGAUAAAAAAAAUAUUACCGCGGUCGCCGUCAAGUGCCAGUUUUUCGCGUCCCGACCACGGCACGGCACAGGAUCGACACGGGCCUACACCGCCAGAACCAAAAUAUCGCCUCCGUGUGUGUCCAUCUUUGGAUCAUUAUUUCGCCGACGAACGUGCGCGAACGUUACUCGAGGAUAUCUCUCGAAAGGUUGAAUUUGCUCAUUAAGUAUUUUUUGAAACUGGAAAGACAUUUGAUGAAAAUUACAAAGAUGUUUAAACCAAUGCGCCCAAGAAGAAAUAGCUUACCGAGCAACACGCAUAGAAGUAAAACAAAAGUUUUACCAAAAACGGAUUGUAAUCCGUUGAAAAGUUCUAAACUGAUUCACGAUUCGAGGAAACCCAAAUCAAAAACGCCUGCUUGCGUCAAGCACCUUAGCUACGAUGAAUCACAUUCUAAGACUAAAAUUAUUAGGAAUUUUGUAGAUCGUAGCUUAUCAGAUGGAGAUGAUAAUAUUACAGAUGACAGAACACUAUUUCACAAAGGAACUAAGCGAAAUCAACAUACUAAAGAUAAAAGACCUAAUUUGUUACGUUCGCAACCUAUCGACACUCCAUUCAAACGUCUACAAGAUGUGCCAUUACAUCACAGCCCGCCUUCGUAUGAGUCUCCCAAGAAGUUUGGACAAUGCAAGAAAUUUAAAGAAGAUGAUAUCCAACAAAUGGUUAUUGAAAAGUACGCUCUACUUCAACAACUGAUGAGCUUCAAUGAGCGGUGCCAGUCACCUGGGGAUGAUAAAUAUUACGCCGGAGCCAAAUUCAACAAUUGCCCCUCUCCCGGAGACUUACCGUUGCCACCUACGCAAUGGUUAAGCUCUUGUCAAGCCGAAGCUAAGAAAAUGCAAAAAUCACAUCUUCUCUUCAACAUAACUAUCUAAGCAGUCUUUGGAGUUGCCUUUGGAAUAUUAACAAUUGUUGUUUUAUUAUUUUUUUUUUUUUAUGUUAUGUUUUUACACAAUGAUGUUUAUUGUGAUUUUCCUUGAUUUAAUGUAUACACUCUCCACCUUUUAUAUUGUAAUCAAAAAGGGAAAAUCAUUGUAACCCCUCCCCCCCCUUUCUUUACCUUUGGUCAUGAUGGAGUUGUCUUCAAAUUUUAAAAUUUUAACUUUCAAUAGGCAUUAAUUUUUUUUUUUCUAAAUAGUUCAUAUGUAAUGAAAUUUAUUGACAUUUUAAUUUAGUAUUCCAUGUUUAAUUACAUGUUAUAUAGUUUAUUAUUUUACCUUAUCAGUCUUUUUUAAAAGUUAAUUUCUAAAAUUUAAGUAACAAAAUUAUUUAGUUUUAACAUUUUUGUUUUUUUAUUGUUUUAUGACAAAACUCAUCAUGGACUGAUUGUUGCAUCAGUGUCUAGUCACUUAUUUAGGUGAGCUAUAAACAAUGCAAUAUACAUUUUUAGUCUCUAGGUAGUAUAUGAUAAAACCACAGUUCUAACAUAUUAAAGUGCUAUAAUUUACUUGAAUUGCUGAUUGAUAAAUAGUUGUAAUAUUUAAUAAUCAAGUCUGUGUGAAUAAUAAGCUGUAAAAAAAAAAAAAUGUUCGUACAAAUCACAGCUGAAACUUGUUAAAAUUAUGGCUAAAAACAUUUUCACUCGUUAUUGUGAUAUUUAUAUGUUAUGUAAUGUCAGCAACUCAAUUUCAUUUUAUUCAGUGAUUGGUUAUAACAUUGUAUUUGAAUAAAAUGCCCGAGUACAUGUAUAUAUUUAUAUAUGUAUAUAUUAAAAAAAAAAAAAUGGUAUUUAAAGUAAAAAGAACAUAUACAAGUAUGUGUUGUGCUAUAGCAGUUUAACGGGAAUUUCUGUUGACCCCUAAUGAGUUACCUAUUUUUGUUUGUUCAAUACCGCCUUUAAUAUUUUAUUUGAAUUAUGAAAUUAAUUAUUAUAAAUGUGAUAAACGUUUUAAAUGUUCAGUGCAAUUAAAAAAAAAAAAAAAUGGCAACAACAAAACAAAUUAUUCAAAUACAUAUGUUUAUGACCUUUCUCUAAGUUUUAAUUUAAGUGUAAACAUUGUGAUAUGGAACAAUAAUAUUUUUAAGGUUUACUUACCAUAUGUGUUACGCGUAGUAAGCCUUCAUAUGUGUUGUACCUAAUGAAUAUGUGUAACUAUUAAUAAGGUUAAUUUUAUAAAAUACGGUGCAAUGACACGUGAUGGGUAAUAAAAAAAAAAAAACAAGGAACCAGUUUAUGAUUUUCACACCAAACAA